UACUGUAUGUGAGUUUCAGUUGCAUUGUGAGAAUGACAGCGGAGCAGAUGAUGUUCUCCGUGAGAAACCUCAAUUUGAAGCCCGAGCAGCAGCAGCAGCAGCACAUGCCACACUCUAAUGGACCUGCUGGACCUGAAACUGGAAAUAAACUAAAUUCUGUGUCCAUGAAAACUGACCAGCCAAUGGAGUCUCAUUUAAAAAAAUGUGCUGAUGGAAGGAUUGAUCACAGACUACAAUCUUCUGGAUUUUCACCCAGCUGUGUCUCCUUCAACAGCAACAAGUCAAAAAGCAUGAUUUAUAGGUUUAAAAAGCAAGAUCCUGAUGAGCUGAAGAUUGAGGACUGGGAGAACUCAGAGGAUCAAAGUCAUCAGUUUGACCUGGACUCCAUAUUUAGGCAACUGGAGGACAAUAUUAUCUCUUUUGUGAAAAAUGAAUUGAAAAGCCUGCAGAAGAGUGUGAGUCCAGAUAACUCAGAAGGCAAUGAGUUUGAGGAUGACAGGUUUUUGGGGUGUGACGAUAAACAGCAGAAAGAGUCAUUUCUGAAGAUCGUGCUGCACUUCCUAAGAAAAAUGAACCGGGGGAAGCUGGCUGACUGUCUACAGAACAAAUGCCAUGCUGCAGUUUGUCAGCAUAAAUUUAAAUACAGUCUGAAGAUGAAAUUUCAGUGUGUGCUUGAGGGCAUUUCUAAAGCAAGAAACCCUACCCAUCUGAAUCAGAUCUACACUGAACUCAACAUCACAGAUGGGGAUACUACAGAGGUCAAUAAUGAACAUGAAGUCAGACAGCUUGAAACAUCAUCCAGGAAAGUAGACAGGCCAGAAACAACAAUCAAACGAGAGGACAUUUUUAAAGGUUUACCUGGAAAAAAGGAAGUGAUCAGAACAGUGCUCACAAAGGGAGUGGCCGGCAUUGGGAAAACAGUCUUAACUCAGAAGUUCACUCUGGACUGGGCUGAAAACAUAAGCAACCAGGACAUCCAGUUCACAUUUCCAUUUACUUUCAGAGAGCUGAAUGUGCUGAAAGAGAAAAACUUCAGCUUGGUGGAACUUGUUCAUCACUUCUUUACUGACAUAAAAAAAGCAGGAAUCUGCAGCUUUGAUGAGUUUCGGGUCAUGUUCAUCUUUGACGGUCUGGACGAGUGUCGAUUUUCUCUGGACUUUCACAACACUGAGAUCCUGACUGACGCUACACAAUUCGCCUCAGUGGAUGUGUUGCUAAUAAACCUCAUCAGGGGUAAUCUGCUUCCCUAUGCUCACCUCUGGAUAACCACACGGCCUGCAGCAGCCAGUCAGAUUCCUCCUGAGUUUGUUGACAUGGUGACAGAAGUCAGAGGGUUCACCGAUGAACAGAAAGAGGAGUACUUCAGGAAGAGAUUCAAAAAUGAAGACCAGGCCACAAGCAUUGUUUCCCACAUCAAGUCAUCACGGAGCCUACACAUCAUGUGCCACAUCCCAGUCUUCUGUUGGAUCACUGCUACAGUUCUGGAUGAUGUACGGAAGACUAGAGAGGGAGCAGAGCUACCAAAGACUCUGACUGAGAUCUACAUCCAUUUCCUGGUGGUUCAGUCUAAAGUAAGGAAGAUCAAGUAUCAUGGUGAUGCUGAAACAGAUCCACACUGGAAUUCAGAGCGCAAGAAGAUGAUUGAAUCUCUGGGAAAACUGGCUUUUGACCAGUUACAGAAAGGAAACCUGAUCUUUUAUGAAUCAGACCUGACGGAGUGUGGCAUCGAUAUCAGAGCAGCCUCGGUGUACUCAGGAGUGUUCACACAGAUCUUUAAAGAGGAGAGCGGACUGUACCAGGACAGGGUGUUCUGCUUCAUCCAUCUGAGUGUUCAGGAGUUUCUGGCUGCUCUUCAUGUCCAUCUGACCUUCAUCAACUCUGGUAUUAAUCUGCUGGAAGAUCAGCUAAAAAUGCGUUUAUUGUCUAAACUGUUUAAAGAAAGAAAUUAUUUAAAAUAUCUCCACCAGAGUGCUAUUGACAAGGCCUUGGAAAGUCCAAAUGGACACCUGGACUUGCUCCUCCGAUUCCUACUGGGUCUUUCAACUCAGACCAAUCAGGGUCUCCUUCAAAGCUUGCUGACAGACACACAAAGACAUUUUGAAAGCAAUCAGGAAACAAUCCAGCACAUUAAGAAGAAAAUUGGUGAGAAUCUGUCUGCAGAGAAAAACAUCAAUCUCUUCCACUGUCUCAAUGAACUGAACGAUCGUUCUCUAGUGGAGGAGAUCCAACAGUCUCUGAGAUCAGGAAGUCUCCCUAUAGAUAAACUGUCUCCAGCUCAGUGGUCAGCUCUGGCCUUCAUCUUACUGUCAUCAGAAAAUGAUCUGGAUGUGUUUGACCUGAAGAAAUACUCUGCUUCAGAGGAGGCUCUUCUAAGGCUGUUGCCUGUGGUCAAAGCCUCAAGAAAAGCCGUAUUGACUUUCUGCACUCUUGCAAAGAGAAGUUUUGAGGCCUUGUCUUCAGUUUUUACUUCUGAGUCCUCUAGACUGAGAGAACUUGACCUGAGUAACAACAACCUUCAGGAUUCAGGAUUGAAGCUAUUAUCUGCUGGACUUGGGAGUCCACAGUGUAUACUGGACAAUCUCAGGCUGAAUGGCUGUUUCAUAACAGAACAAAAUGUUGGCUCCCUGGCCUCAGUUCUCAGCUCCCAAACCUGCAGCCUGAGAGAGUUGGACCUGAGUAACAACAACCUGCAGGAUUCAGGAGUGGAACUACUGUCUUGUAGCUUGCAGGGUCCUUCCUGCAUGCUAGAAACUCUGAGACUGAGUGUCUGUAACCUCUCUGAAACAAGCUGUGCAGCCCUGUCCUCAGUUCUCAGCUUGCAAUCGUCUAGUCUCAGAGAGCUGGAUGUGAAUAAUAACAACCUGCAAGAUUCAGGAGUAAAAUUGCUGGUCAUAGGACUGAAGAAUCCACACUGUAGACUGGAAACUCUCAGGAUAUCAGGCUGUUUGAUUACAGAGGAAGGCUGUGCUUCUCUAGCCUCAGCCCUGACUUCUAACCCCUCUCAUCUGAGAGAGCUGGACCUGAGCUACAAUCACCCAGGAGACUCAGGAAAAAGGCUGCUAUCUUCUGGGCUUGAAGAUCCCCGUUGGAGACUACAGAGUCUCAGGUUGGAGCCUGCUGGUGUCCAGUGGCUCAGACAAGGUCUGAGGAAGUAUUUCUGUGAGCUCACAGUCAACACAGAUACAGUAAACAGAAACCUCAGACUGUCUGACAACAACAGGAACGUGACAUACGUGAAAGAAAAUCAGUCAUAUCCUGAUCAUCCAGACAGAUUUGACCAGAAUCAUCAGCUGCUGUGCAGAGAUGGUCUGACUGGCCGCUGUUACUGGGAGGUUGAGUGGAGUGGAGGUGUGCAUAUAUCAGUGAGUUACAAGAGAAUCAGCAGGAGAGGAGAAAGAAAUGACAGUUGGUUUGGAGGGAAUCCUCAGUCCUGGAGUCUGUUCACCGAUGGUGGUUACUCUAUCUGGCAUGAUACAAAAGGAACAUCCAUCCCUUCCUGUUCCUCUUCUUCCUCUGUCUCUGGCAGAGUAGCAGUGUAUGUGGACUGUCCCGCUGGCAUUCUGUCUUUUUACAGAGUCUCCUCUGACGAGCUGAUCCACCUCCACACCUUCAACACCACGUUUGAUGUUGAUGAACCUCUGUAUCCUGGGUUUGGACUCUGGUCUUGGUCUUACUUAUCACUGGCUUCCUCGGUACGUUUGUGUUCUUUGCAGAAAUAAUUCACUUUUGUUAAAUAAACUCAGACUGUUGACUGUGUCACACUGGUCAGGAUCACACACAGCUACGCUAACUAAGCAUUUAAAGUGAGUUUCACUAUUAGCCACAUUCACUCACAAAUAUUCAUGCAGUGCUUUAAUCUAUGUCUAUAAGCACUUUUUAUCUGUCAUGCACAAACUGACUGCUGGCUGCACUGGAUACCCUCUUAUACAUUUAUUAAAGGAGGAAAUUAGCAAAACAGUUGUUGUAACCAGGCUGUAAACGUGUUUUCAUUAUGUUGUUGCCAUGUUGUAAAAAUGUUAAUAUUUUCAUAUUUUUUUAACAGUAUACUUGUAGAUGUGUUUUCAAAAAGUACUUGUAUAAAAUGUAAAUGAACACAGAAAUCAAUCUGCAAACUAUUUAAACAUAAUAUUUAUUAAAGACAAUAUGAAGAAACACAUAAAAUUCUGAGAAAGUGUAACUUUUUUAAAAAUUCCAGUUUGAAUGGGGUGCCAGCUGAAUGUUUGCCUCUUUUGAAAGGACUCGUCGCACAAUUUUUCCAAUUUUCUGUUGUUCAUUUCUAAUGAGUUCAUGGCACGAGUUGGCAUGAAUUGCACCAUCGGUUGGUUUCCUGUUCUUAGCUAACAGGAAUGGCACCCAGUGUGAUCUAAUGCUGCUGUAGCCCAUCUGCUUCCAGGUUUGAUGUGCUGUUUGUUUAAAGAUGCUCUUCUGCAUACCUUGUGUUAUGAUAUCAUUUGGUUUUAUUUUGAAUAUGUUAAAAUAAUACAAUAACAAAAAAGGAAAAUGACAAGUUUAUCAUAUAUUAUUGAGAUUUCUACAUCACACAGAGGAUAAAUACUGGGUGAGAACACCCAGUCAAAGCCCCCCUUGUUCCCUGUAUAUUGCAAAACUAGAGUGAUCGCUCUAGUUUCUCACAAAGUCUGUUCCAUAGCUUCACUCCCAAUCCAGUAUCAUGGCAAAGCGUGUAAUAGACACGCUGGUCCACAGUGUCCAUUUCCCACCCAGGCUAAGCGUGAGCUGCAGAAGUUGCAGUAAGCUGCAGUACCAGCAGAGGGAGAUAUUUUAUUUCAAUCCAACAUGAAAAUAAUCACGGUUACACAUUUAAAGAGACAACACAUUUACAUGUAUAUACACAUUAGCCACCUCUACAGUUUCAUGCC
This is a messenger RNA of Oreochromis aureus, 4877 nucleotides long. Its product is annotated as NLR family CARD domain-containing protein 3-like. The record is from RefSeq and is a predicted model, not a curated record. Bases 33 to 3719 code for a protein of 1228 amino acids. NCBI's taxonomy places the organism in Eukaryota, Metazoa, Chordata, Actinopteri, Cichliformes, Cichlidae. The transcript has 12 exons. Gene Ontology annotation, molecular function: protein binding.